Messenger RNA from Exserohilum turcica Et28A, 1922 nucleotides. RefSeq lists its product as uncharacterized. The transcript has a single exon. Bases 57 to 1472 code for a protein of 471 amino acids. Lineage: Eukaryota; Fungi; Ascomycota; Dothideomycetes; Pleosporales; Pleosporaceae. The record is from RefSeq and is a predicted model, not a curated record.
GCGAAGACAGCGAUGGCCUCGUCACCAAGUCCAGAUCAACGCGAUCGCGCCGGAAAAUGCCCUGGGAGAAGACGCCAGAGGUGCACGACGAAGCUGAGCUCACAAUGACGGGCGCUCUACCAGCUGAAGCGCAACAGACCCCCGUCGCAUCAAGCCAUAAUCGCACACCCGUCUCAAGCGCAUCUAAGCGAGCGCGCACAGCGAGGAGUAGCGCGAGGAAGUCUACGGGCCACACGUCGCCAGCUGGAACGGUAACUGCACAAGAUGCUGAGGCUGGAAGCCCCCAUGUAGAAGAGGACAGUGGCUUUGGCGACCUGACUUUCUCUUCGCUCGGGUCAAACUCGCCGGCUCACGGCACACGUCCACCCUCCGCUAUCAAGGUUGGCGCGACACCUGCACACGAAACAUCUAUACUAGCCUUGACCAACUUCAAGCGGAGAGCCCGACAGCCAAGUUUGCUGCGCAUGGUGCAGCAGACGACAGAUGUCGAAGACAAUGACGAAGACAGUCUGGACAACACGGAGAAUCUGGACUUUGACGACUUCCUCCCACACGCCGAAUCAACGCCCCUGAAUGUGCGAAGACAUGUGCCCGAGGAAGAGACACGGAAUGAUAGUGGCACCCAUGUCUCAAGCUCCGGCUCGCGUGGCAGGAAGCGCAAAUUGACUCCAGUGGUUCAAGUACCACAAUCCUCGCCGCCAGCCAGCCCCCAGUCUGACAGGGGCUCAGAGUCGCCAAGGUCUCCUUCUCCCAGCUUGCCAGAGGUUGUGCCGUCGCGUGAAGAGGUUGUUGAGCAAUCUCAAGAGGAUCAGGAGCCUAUGAGCGAGACGUUGGCAUCUCCCAUGUCGAGCACUCCGUUGCGCCAACUAUCAAGACCCCCGCCAUCACCUACACAAGCCCGACCACGCCGUCGAGGACGCCCGGCCAAAACACCUGUUGACGACGACGAGUCCGAUGGCGAAGAGACCGAGACGCCUGCCAAGGCCAAACGGACGUCGAGGAAAAAGGCAGAGCAGAGCAUUUCGACGGCGCAACUCAAAGAUCUGCUGCCUCGUCGACGCAAUCGCUUACGUGAUCGAGACGAGUUCGAUCUGGAGUCUUCAGAAAGUGUUGAGCAAGUCGACUCGGACGAAGACGAGUUACAAAUGCCCCAGCGAAGGAUCCGUCAGCGGCAAGGAGCAGGAAGACUGGUAUCGCCAAAGGCAAGCACAAAAACAGGGCGAGGGAAGAAGACAGCACCAGGAAGAGCAUCAAAGGCAGCGCAAAAGGCAAGCAGGACGUAUAGCCGCAGGAUCUCUUCUGACAAAGAGAACGAGGCGGCUGCUCAGAACGAGGCAGAGACGACCGAGGUGUCUGCGAUUGAGCAUUCGGAGAAGCUGGCAGCGAUAAGAAGGAAGUUUGAGGAGGUCGAUGCCUUUGAGCUGGAGUUUGAAGACGUGGACCCAACUACCAGCUCCAGUCCGUUUCGAUGAGAGCACAUGUCGUCUAGCCCCCGGUCUGCUUUGUUUCGGCCUUGUUUCGUGGUAUGACGACUGAUGAUUGCUUUUGUGGGCUCGGUGCAUGAAAUAGCGAGGCGUUGGGUCCAGGGCCAUGCAAGCCAAGUCAAUCACAUAGCAACAGCAUUUUCUGCAGCGUUAGCUGCAACAUUCAUAUCAGUCGUGCUCUGGUGGUCACGUCUUUCGUUCAGGGGCUCAAAUUGCAAGACCAAGUCGGCAGGAUAGACUCUUGUUUGCUCUAGAAGACAGGUUAGGAAUCUGUCGUAGGUUGGUUGCGCCAAGCCUUGCCACAUAACGAACGCCAGAGCCGCCAGAACGCCAGAACAGCCAGUAUCGCGUAACGGCCAGUUGAAUGUAACAGCGAAAGCUGAAGCCGUUUUCAGCCCUACUACGGGCUGCAGGAAUGCUUAUAGCUGCAAAUGCGAA